AUGACAGUCUUGGCAACGGGUAUUUCCCCUUGCCCAUCAUGGCCGGGAGUUUGCGCGGGCGGCGGCGGUGUGUGGAUCAUUUCCGCGUACUUGUGUGCUGCUUUGCAGGUGCAGGACCAUGCCCGCGACGGCGCGGAGACGUCAUUCCUCCGGUGUUCUUGUGGCGAGCGUGAGCCGCGCCAAGUCGGCGUCGUUAUGCCUCGGGGCUUGCUGAGCCUGCUGGUACCCCCUCUCCUCAUGUUCUUCCUUCUGACGGCAAACACGGAUAUACCGGGGUUUGACCCCCAUCUGGGAAUCCCAUUUGAGGAUGGUAACGGUGACUGGAUUCGGAGCCCACCUUUUGGAGAGUUGGCCGCCAGGCAGGUGGCUACAGCAUUUCACACCGUCUCUCUGUCGGUCCGAAAACGGGCAUCCUUAAUCGGGUCCGAUGAGCCGGAGGAAAAGACGAGCUGGAAGACCUGA
Molecule: messenger RNA, 462 nt
Organism: Colletotrichum abscissum
Lineage: Eukaryota; Fungi; Ascomycota; Sordariomycetes; Glomerellales; Glomerellaceae
Exons: 1
Coding region: 1-462 (153 amino acids)
Source: RefSeq, a predicted model, not a curated record